CUGGCCGACUUGCGCGGCGGGCCCGGAGCCGCCCCGGGGGGCGCCUCGCCCGCCUCCUCCUCCUCGGCUGCCUCGUCCCCGACCUCCGGCCGCGCCCCCGCCAGUGCCGCCGCCAAGAGCCACCGCUGUCCCUUCCCGGGUUGCGCCAAAGCCUACUACAAGUCCUCGCACCUAAAGUCGCACCUGCGGACACACACAGGUGAACGGCCUUUUGCCUGCGACUGGCCAGGCUGUGACAAGAAGUUUGCGCGCUCUGACGAGCUGGCCCGCCACCACCGGACACACACGGGCGAGAAGCGCUUCCCCUGCCCGCUCUGCACCAAGCGCUUUACGCGCAGUGACCACCUGACCAAGCACGCCCGCCGCCACCCCGGCUUUCGGCCGGAACUGCUCCGUCGCCCAGGCACACGCAGCGUGUCGCCCAGCGACUCUCUACCCUGCAGCCAGGCUGGCAGCCCUGCCCCCAGCCCAGUGCCCAGCCCUGCACCUGCUGGCCUGUAGACCCUGGGCCCCCAUCCUGAGCUCAGCCCCACCAGACCUCGGCGGGACCACCAGCAACAGGACACACCUGCCGCCCGUGGCUCCUGGUGGGGACCAACGUGGACCCUAACCCCCCCCCCAGCUGUUCCUAACCCUGCUCACACAGGAGGGGCCUGAUGUUGGACCUAGGUCAGCCCAGCGGGGGUGGCCUGAGAGGGGUCCUGGGGGGGCCCAGCCUGUAAAUAGCCAUGAUUGUUAACUCUUUCCAUCUGUUCCCAGGGGAUCUUGGGUGGGCAGUUGGCCAGCUCCCCCAUUGCCACCACCCUUGUCUUCCCCCCAAGGUGGGUUCAGGGGUGGGGUGGGGCCCAGGGGAGCCCCCUUGCCCAGUGUGGUCACUGGGCCACCAGGCUACUCCCUCCUCAUUGGGAAGAAGUCUGCACAGAGCCAUAGCUGACCAGGGGGUCCCAUAGGCCACUGCCUGUCCCCACCCCACCUCACCCCACCCUACCCCGCUGAAAGCCAUUGGAGAUGUUCAGGGAAAUGGGGGGGUGCCGUCUGGCUGCCCCCCUACUCGGGUACUCAAUCUCAGGUAUCCACAGAUGGUGCCCCUGGAAGGGAGGGGUGGCCCAGCACCCCAGGCCUGCCCAGGAGAUGGGGAGGAGGGGACUGGAGCGUUUUCCCCAGGGAGCGCUUGGUGGGCAGCAGGAGGUAGGCUAUGUAUGAAUGCUGGUUUAUUUAUUUUCCUGGCUCUGCUGGCACGGGGAGGGUGCUCUCCUUCCUUGGGUGUGUGUGUUUGUGAGUGUGAAAGUGUAACAGAGAGACUGCAAGGGAGGUUGGGACAAGGGUCCGAGCUCCCCUCCACUGAGGCAGGGUCUCUGAUUUUGGCCUUCAAGGCACUGUGACCGACAAUCUUGUACAGGAAUCUCGUGGCCAUUGGGGUGUGUGUUGUCCCUCCUGUCCCAAAGCUGGGCAGUAGAGCCCAAGGGACAGGUGUGGCAGGGCUUUGAAGAGUCCCUUUCUUGUCCCUUAAAUUUGGACUCCUUUGGGGCUCUUGGAAGUGGGGCAUCCCCCAUGCCCCCUGCUGCAAGCAGGAGGUCCAGCUGUUCAGCCUGCUGGGUAACUCUUUUUCUUUUUGGAUGCAUAGAGUAUUUUUUGAGGCACCUCAUUCCUGAGUAGGUCCCUGUGGGUGGUCUAUUGUUCAGGGCUGUGAGAGUGGGGAGGGUCCCUGGUCUUAAGUAUGGGAUGGGCUGAGCAGCAGUCCUAGGGUAGCCUCCUGGGUUCCACAGUGCUGUCCUUCUGUGGUCUAUGUGUGUCCUUUGCAAUGGACCACCACCCUGGAGAGGAAGGGGCCCCGGGCUCCCUGCACAAGACCCAGAAGGUGUGGCCAUCAGCUGCAGGAAGUUUUGGGCCCGCGAGUGGCUUUCAUGGCCUUCCUGUCUUCUGACUGGGGACUUCGGGGUCUAGGUGAGGCCUCUCUGCCUGUUGCCUGCUCUGCCCUAGGGGAUGCAGAUAUGGUGCUGGAGUCCCGGCCUGAGGUGGUAGGGCAUGCCCUUCUGGAGCUGGGCUCGGAGGGUUGCUGGACCCCGCGUCCUCUGUCAGGGCUGCCAGACCUGUCUGUCCACAACCUCCCACCCUACCGUGGCAGCAUUAGUGAGAUGCCUUAGUCCUUGGGUGGGUUGGGCGGGGGGCUAGGGCUUCCCGUUUCUUGUGUCCCUGAGUGUGUCCUGCUUGGUCCCAGUGUGCCCUGUGCUUACCCUCUGCAAGGGGUAGGGUGUUGUUUCAGGGCUCAGGAAGCCCAAAACAGUGCCACCCUUGACCCUGUCUACUGUCCAGGGGUCUGGAGAGACCCAAGCCCGCUCCCUCCCCCCAGGAGUCAUUGGGACCUGGUUCCAUGUGUGGCUUCUGAAGGGUGGGCAGGAGGGACCCCAGGGGAGGUGGGCUUUCUGUGGGCAGUGCCCCUCCCCUACCCCACCUGGGCCCA
Molecule: messenger RNA, 2461 nt
Organism: Octodon degus (degu)
Lineage: Eukaryota; Metazoa; Chordata; Mammalia; Rodentia; Octodontidae
Gene: Klf16
Product: Kruppel like factor 16
Exons: 2
Biological process (GO): regulation of transcription by RNA polymerase II
Molecular function (GO): DNA-binding transcription factor activity, RNA polymerase II-specific; RNA polymerase II cis-regulatory region sequence-specific DNA binding
Source: RefSeq, a predicted model, not a curated record